Molecule: messenger RNA, 2934 nt
Organism: Medioppia subpectinata
Lineage: Eukaryota; Metazoa; Arthropoda; Arachnida; Sarcoptiformes; Oppiidae
Source: the annotation of a GenBank genome assembly
AAUAAUCACAUCUUAAUUGAAUCCCUGGAGAGUCAGUACAAGACUAUUAUCACCGAUGGAUGCGCUCAACACUCGACCCAAACCACAACCACUCAUAACUGGCCAUUGGAUACACAGACAACACCUGUCGGCCACCGAUCGGAGACUAUUACUACUGAAGACCAGUCAAUGACCGCAGAAUACACUAUAAAUGACGGGCAGAUAGAGACAGACACUGGAAGUGAUGGAUGUGUUGCCACAAAUACAGAGACAAUUCAUAUCAUGAAUGAAAGUGUGAUUAAAAGGGAAAAGGAGGACAUGAAUUGGUCCCCACUUUCUGUGAUGAAGUACUCGACAUAUAAUAAGCCGAAGAGACAGAAACCACAACAGACUGCGAGGAAGUCAUUUGUCAGUUCACCGCCGAAGACAUCAUUCUAUAUCUGCGAUUGGAUGGGAUGUGUGGAUACAUUCAUAACGAAGAGUCUAUUGGAUAAUCACCGGAAAGUCAAUCACAAAAUUGAUGUACCAUUUGGUGCGCGACUUCAAGGCUGGCGACAACAAGUGGCCGACAAAGCAGACCGUCUGACAGAUCCGUCUACUUCUUUGCCUCUUAAGCCGUUUGCAUGCGAUUACAAAGACUGCCACUUUCGGGCCGUCAAUCAGUCAAUACUUGACAGCCAUCGGGAGUAUCACAAGAGUGUUGACCUUCAAUACAGUUGCGAUUACGACGAUUGCCAUAUGAGGUUUGCAGCCGAGAGGUCGCUAACCAUUCACCGCCGCACGAGUGGACACUUUGUAGACAAUGAUAUACUGGCGACUCCGGGGCCGCCCUAUGGCUGCCAAUGGCCUGACUGUACGAAAACCUUUAAUACAAUGUGGAAACUGAAGAGACACGUGGAUGGCGUCCACACAAACGUCCGGCCAUUCGAGUGUCACGACUGCCCGAAACGGUUUCUAUCGAAUAGCGAUCUUUGCACACAUCGCCGGGAAAAGCACUCAUUGGAACCGAUUGUGCCGAAGAAGGUGUUUAAAUGCGAUUACAAUGACUGCCAGUACGAGACCACCUAUUCGGGCACUUUCAGUGAACACAAGAAACGUCACCUCAAUAUCAAAAAGUUUGUCUGCGAAGAGACCGACUGUGCGGCGAGUUUUGUUACUAACGGCGACCUUAAGAGACAUAUGCGGUCGCACAGCGAUGAACGGCCGCAUCGGUGCGAUUGGCCCGGAUGUGAGAUGGCGUACAAAAAGACCGAGAGUUUGGUCGAUCACCGGCGCCGACACACCGGAGAUCUGCCCUUUUUAUGCGAUGACUGCGAGGAAAGGUUUCCCUCCAAUAACUCACUGACAGAACACCGCCGGAGACGACACGACACUAAGAGAUAUGAAUGCGCUGUCAACGGCUGUUCGUGGGCUACAAACACGCGGUCAGAAUUCAUUGUCCAUCGAGGGAAGCACCAGAAUGUGGGGCAAUUUGUGUGCAAAGAGACCGAUUGUGGGAAGAGUUUUGUACUCAAGUCAAGACUCAAGAAACAUAUGGUGUGUCACAGCGAUGAGAAGCCGUAUCGGUGCGAUUGGCCCGGAUGUGAGUCGGCGUAUAAAUGGUCCACAGCUCUGGACCAACACCGGCGCAAACAUAGCGGCAAUCGGGAGUACAAGUGUCCGUUUGAAGGUUGCGGCAAAAGUUUUAUGUCUUGUAAUAAUCUUUGGACGCAUAGAAAUAUACACAAACAGCCGUAUGUCUGUCAUUGGCCCGAAUGUGACCAGAGAUUUGGUGAUAGCCGUCGUCUUAAGUCCCAUAUGAACGAACAUCAGGGCAUUCGUCCCCAUAAAUGCCAUUUCAGUGGAUGUGAUAAAAGCUAUUUCGGUAAACCAUCACUCAAUGCACACCUAAAAGCCGUUCAUAAAUUGAUCUUAAUUGAAUCCCUGGAGACUCAGUACAAGACUAUUAUCACCGAUGGAUGCGCUCAAUAUAAGUCAUUGACUGCCGAUUACGUUGAAAGUAAGGGACCGAUAGAGACGGACACUGGAGUUGAGAGAAGUGUUGACACAAAUGAAGAGAUAAGACAUACCAUUAAUGAGAAUGAGAUUAAAGUGGAGGAGGAUAUGGUUUGGGAUCCGCUUUCUGUGAUGAAGUACUCGACAUAUAAUAAGCCGAAGAGACAGAGAGUACAGACGGCGAGGAAGUCAUGUAUGAGUUCACCGCCGAAGACAUCUAAAGUUUAUCAGCCAGAGACGAGUCCACUGCCAAAGACAUCCCUUUAUGUAUACGAGAGAACUGGCCAUCAAUACCGCUGCGCUUAUGACGACUGCGGCCGGAGUUUUAUGGAUGAGAAGAGUCUCAAAACACAUCAACACCUGAGCGGACACUUUGAUGACACCGACGAUAUGGCGAUUCCGGGGCCGCCCUAUGGCUGCCAAUGGCCUGACUGUACGAAAGACUUUAAGACUACAUGGAUGCUGAAGAGACACGUCUCUCAGGUGCACACCUGUGUCCGGCCAUUCGAGUGUCACGACUGUCCGAAACGUUUUGUCGCUAACCGCGACCUCAAGAGACAUAUGUCUGUUCACAGCGAUGAAUGGCCGCAUCGAUGCGAUUGGACCGGAUGUAAGUCCGCCUUUAAAAAGGCCGAUAGUUUGGCCGAUCACCGACGCAGACAUUCUGGCGAUUUGCCAUUUGCUUGCGAUGACUGCGAGGAAAAGUUUCCUUCAAUUAGUUCACUCAAUAGUCACCGCCGGAGACGACACGACACUAAGAGAUACGAAUGCGAUGUCAGCGGCUGUUCGUGGGCUACAAACACGCGCUCGCAAUUCGAUGUCCACCGACGAAAGCACCAGAAUGUGCGGCCAUUUGUGUGCGAAGAGACCGAUUGUGGGAAGAGUUUUCACAGAAAGUGGUCCCUCACUAAACACAUGCAGUGUCACAGCGAUGAACGGCCGCAUCGGUGCGAUUGGCCC